Molecule: messenger RNA, 1581 nt
Organism: Triticum turgidum subsp. durum (durum wheat)
Lineage: Eukaryota; Viridiplantae; Streptophyta; Magnoliopsida; Poales; Poaceae
Source: the annotation of a GenBank genome assembly
AUGGAGUUGGGUAGCUUCCAGCUCUUCUACGUCGCCGCCAUCACCUUCCUCACCGUCUUUUUGCUCCACUCCUUCCUCGUCACCAAAAAGCGGCCGCGGCGACGGCUGCCGCCUGGCCCGGCGCUGGCGCUACCGUUCCUUGGCCACCUUCCCUUCCUCAAGCAGCCGCUGCACGCCACUCUCACGCGCCUCGCCGCGCGCCAUGGCCCGGUCUUCUCCCUCCGCCUCGGCUCGCGCCCCGCCGUCGUCGUCGCCUCGGCGGAGCUCGCCAGGGAGUGCUUCUCCUCCGAGCUCGACGCCAUGCUCGCCAACCGGCCGCGCUUCCCGUCCUUGAAGGAGGUCUCCUUCGACUACAGGGCGCUCACCGUCGCCAGCUACGGCGCUCACUGGCGCGCCGCGCGCCGCGUCGCCGUCGUGCACCUCCUCUCAGCGCGCCGCGUCGACCUCAUGUCCGACGCGGUCGUCGCCCGGGAGCUGCGCGCCCUGGUGCGCCGUCUCGCGCGCGUCGCCGCCGGUGGCGCGGCGAGGGUGGAGCUGAAGCGGCGGCUGUUCGACCUCUCCCACAGCGUGCUCAUGGAGGCCAUCGCGCGGAGCAGGAACACCUACUCCGACGACGGAGCGGACAUGUCCCGGGAGGCGCGGGAGAUGAAGGACAUCGUGGACGCCAUCGUGCCGCUCGUCGGUGUCGCCAACCUGUGGGACUACCUUCCGGUGCUGCGCUGGCUCGACUGGCGAGGCGUCAGGCGGCGUCUGGCCGACGCAACGAGCCGGAGGAACGCCUUCAUCUAUAAGCUCAUCGACGGGGAGAGGCAGAAGCGGUUGAACGCUGCUGCGGAUGCCGCCGACAAGCAGCAGGAGGAGCAGGAGCAGAGCAUGAUCGGCGUCAUGCUCUCGCUGCAGAAGUCAGAGCCCGAGCUGUACACAGACACUUUCAUCGCCGCCCUUGUCGCAAAUCUUCUUGGCGCCGGGACGGAGACGACGUCGACGACGACGGAAUGGGCGAUGGCGCUCCUGCUGAACCACCCGGCGGCGCUAAAGAAGGCACAGGAAGAGAUCGACACGCACCUCAGCCUCAGCGGUGAGCCGAGCCGCCUCCUGGACAAGAAGGACCUGCCCCACCUCCCUUACCUCCACUGCAUCAUCAGCGAGACGCUGCGGCUGUGCCCCGCCGCGCCGCUGCUGCUGCCACACGAGGCCGCCGCCGACUGCAAGCUCCACGGGUACGACGUCGCCGCGGGCACGAUCGUGCUCGUCAACGCGUACGCCAUCCACCGCGACCCGGCGGCGUGGGGACCGGCGCCGGGGGAGUUCAGGCCGGAGAGGUUCGAGCAUGGCAGCGCCGAGGGGAAGUUCAUGAUACCGUUCGGGAUGGGAAGGCGCAAGUGCCCCGGGGAGAGCCUGGCCAUGAGGACCAUGGGCUUGGUUCUUGGCACGCUGAUCCAGUACUUCGACUGGACAAGGGUCGGGAAUGAAGAGGUCGACAUGGCCGCGAGUUCCGGGACCGUCAUGUUCAAGGCCGUCCCUCUGGAAGCUCUCUGCACACUGCGAGCCGGCAUGGAUACUCUUCUUCAGAAGCUGUAA